Messenger RNA from Sphaerodactylus townsendi, 3652 nucleotides. RefSeq names its product lin-28 homolog A (gene LIN28A). The record is from RefSeq and is a predicted model, not a curated record. The coding region runs from base 179 to 784 and encodes 201 amino acids. Gene Ontology annotation, molecular function: nucleic acid binding; zinc ion binding. The transcript has 4 exons. Lineage: Eukaryota; Metazoa; Chordata; Lepidosauria; Squamata; Sphaerodactylidae.
AUGUAGCCAGCCUCUCUCUCUCUCUCUCUCGUCUUCCCUCCUCGUUUUGAAGCUUCCUCCUCCAGCCCUCCCUCUCCCCUCCCCUCUUUUUUGGGGGGCCGAGUGCUGCCGAGCCACCCUCUUCCAAGGCUGGCAGGCAGAGAGGAGGGCAGGCCGCCGGUUCCAGCAGGGGUGCAGGAUGGGCUCGGUUUCCAACCAGCAGUUCGAAGGGGGCUGCGCCAAAGGGAGCGAGGAAGAGCCCACGGGGGACGAGGCCGGCCAGCCGCUGCUGCACGGCGCCGGCAUCUGCAAAUGGUUCAACGUGCGGAUGGGCUUCGGCUUCCUGUCCAUGACCACCAAGGAAGGCAUCGCGCUCGACUCCCCCGUGGACGUCUUCGUGCAUCAGAGCAAGCUGCACAUGGAAGGUUUUCGCAGCCUUAAGGAAGGGGAAGCAGUUGAGUUCACCUUUAAGAAGUCCUCCAAGGGUUUGGAGUCCAUCCGAGUGACCGGUCCAGGAGGAGUGUUCUGUAUUGGCAGCGAGAGGAGACCGAAAGGCAAGAACCUACAGAAACGCCGGUCAAAAGGAGACAGAUGUUACAAUUGUGGAGGUUUGGAUCAUCAUGCCAAAGAAUGCAAGCUCCCGCCUCAGCCAAAGAAAUGCCAUUUCUGCCAAAGCAUUACCCACAUGGUCGCCAACUGCCCUGUCAAAAUGCAGCAGUCGCCCAGUUCUCAGGGAAAGCCUUCCUACUUCCGGGAGGAGGAGGAUAUGCACAGCUCAGCCCUUCUUCCCGAAACCAGGGAAUGAUGUUGGGAAAUCAGUAGGAGCUACUGAAUCACUGGGGCUUCAGGGCAUCGAGUCAGCAAAGAAGGGGGAGCAAUGAACGGCUUCUGCCUCCAGGUUGUUGUGUGUUUUUUUUUUGCAGGGGGCAGGUAGUGGACUAGGAAGCAGCAUCUUUUGAAUCUCUCAAGGAUUUGGUAUUGGGAAAAAGGUCUGAGAAUCUGGACAAAACUGUUACGCUGGUCCGCAACCUAUUUUCUGCUUCAGAGGAGGUCUGUGAAUCUCCAGCUGAAAUAUUCAGAUAGAAGAAAGGGCGAGGUGGCAGCACCUUAAAGGUACCUUUGCUCUCUUGCCAAUGCAAAGAUUAUUCCAAAAACAAAACCCAAAGCUGGAAAAAAUCUAGACCAUCCAGACCUUUCGGGGGGGCAUUUUGUAAAGAAGUGCACAAAACCACAGUUGGUUCGGGACACUGGCAGAGGGGAGUAAUUUUUUUAAAAGUCACACUCAUUUUGACAUUAAAAGAGGCCACUCAAAAAUUGUGGCAGCUUUAAGAAAUUUCAGUCCCUCAGGAAUUAGAGGGUUUUGUAGACUCAACCACCAAGGCCUAUCUAAAGUUCACACCCCUGAGUCUACAAGAUGUAGUGGGACUUUUAAUUUUCCACUCAAGCGUGGCCAUGAAACAUCAGUAUCUUAUUUGGCCUUGAUCUUGCCCUUGCUAAGUCUGAGGCUUUUGAGGAAAUGCUGGCUGCUUUUUGGAGUAUAUGUGGAAAAAACAAUUUUUUCAGAAACUCACUCGCACAUUGGGCCACUCAGCACUUCCUUUCACAGCCUUUGCAGUCUGGGCUCAUGGCCCAGGGAAGACCUAAGAAUGCCUCCCUUUGGUGUCCCCCCCUUCCUUCUGUGGCCAUAAUUUAAAAAGAAGCACACACAUGUCAACUGGGUAGUUCAGCUUAUGUUUGGCAAUGUUUGUUUCCCAGAAUUCUUUGGUCUGUGCAACCCACAAUAUCAAAUUUAAGCACAAGGGUUGUGAAUUUUGAAGACUUCCCCGUUUUUGUGUCGAAACCCUAACCUAAGGGGCAAAAAAAAGCUGCUGCUCCCAUCCCUUGCCUGCUUUCCCUGCCUCUGCCUUUAAUUUAUUUUGCUCCUGCGGACAGCUGGACUUGCCGUGCGAGACACGGGAGGGCGUCCCCACCUGCUCUGAAGCCAACGUGAUAUAAAACCUGCACUACGACGUGCGCGAAUGACGUAUCUUUGGGUUCGUUUUUUCUUUAUUGUCCAUGUUUGUUGGAUUUUUUAAAAAGUAUAAAUAUUCUGUUUUGUAUUUUUGUAUAUUUUAAUCUUUAAGAGUUAAAAAAGGAAGAAAAAAGAAGAAAAAAGGACAUUACUGCAAUUUAUUCUCAGGUAUUCUCAAACAUCUCAGGGAUGGAAGAACCUCGGUUCCUUCUGGGGCUGGACAGGUUGGAAUCAUGCCUUUUUAAAAUUUGGGACAUUGUUAAGUUGGACAGCACAAAGGAGAAAUGUGUUUUUAAUACUGUAGCUCCAUCUUGACAUCUGUUUUGAUGUUUUUAGACAGUGUAUUUUAAACAGAUUCUUCUUCCCCCUCUUGUUGUAUUUGCAUGGAGGCUGAAGAGCGGAGGUAGGGCCGGGUCCAAUAGGAAUUUUGUCCCCCAUGGUCAUUUCAAAGGUCUACUUAGGCAGGACUCCUUCCUGCUGGAUUGUGUGUUUGGACUAUUCAAGUGGAUAAAAAUUAAGUCUGCUUGCUGAGAGAAAUUCAGAGCCAAGGGGACUGAACCUUGGACACCCAUGUUCUAGCAGAGUUUGUGUUGUCAGUGCCUCCUCCUAAACAUCUAUCCAUUCUUAAGACUUUUAACAACUCUCAUGCAUCUUUUUAGUGGCUAGGCACAUUUUCAUCCCAUUUCCAUCCAUGUUAUCACCUCAUCUCAGUUCUUCCACUCUUGUGGACUCUUGGAAGAGUUGCUUGUGGUUCUUCCCAAGGAUGAUCCUUCUGUGGACCUGCUGAUUUGAGUCACCGUUGGAGGGUGGCAGAGUGAGAAAGAAGGCCUCUCAGAUGCUAGGGGCCCACUCUGUUAGGGAACUUCUCUGGCACAUACCUCAUUAAAGCUAAGGUAUUUUUCAUUUCUUAUUUCCUGUCAAUUAAGCUUGUGCUAGAGAAUUUGUAGAUGUCCUGCAUUCUCUAUGGUACAAUUUGGAUUUCCACCUUCAGGGUUCAAGAUGUUUCAGACUUCAAUUCUGUAUCAUCCCCACUAUCUCUCAUUUUUCUGUGCCCAUGUUCUUGAGAAAUCCUCUUGGGUACAUUCUUAUAGUGAAACCUUAUUAUGAAUGUCUCGAGAAGAGUGUAUUCUUGUAGCCAAAGACUUGCCAAUGAACUGCUCCUCCAAAUCUCAAAUUGCUUUAGGUUUAGGGUGUAUCCCCUCGAUUCAGUCUCCUUCAUUGUCACCACUGAGAAUUGUGAGUCAGGAUUUGCUAUUUAGUUUUUCCAGCUGAGUUGUUCAAGUAGCAAUGAAAAGACGUGAUCUUGACCUUCUGAUGCUUGGGUCUACCACUUCUACCAGCUGCUAGUGAUACUUCUAGUAUCUGCUUUAAAAAAUAAAAAUAAGAAGGAUCUGUUGGAUGCCCCAACAAUGAGAGGUAUUUCUGAGGCAUCGAGUAGUACAUAAUCCCAAAGAAUAAGGGACGGAGGAGCCAAUUUACAGACGUUCCCUUCAGCACCACACAUGAUGACUUUGCUCAGUGUAGGAAAUGAUAGUUGACAUUAGUACUUUUCAGAUGUUGCCAUAACACAAGCCAGGAACCCACCAGGCCAGGUCCUCUCAAUAUGCACGGUCACCAUGUUGUAUUAACAGUGGGUCAUGUGCAUAAUUUUCAUGUGUGCAC